Procambarus clarkii (red swamp crayfish) is the source of this 4071-nucleotide messenger RNA. RefSeq names its product mucin-2. Lineage: Eukaryota; Metazoa; Arthropoda; Malacostraca; Decapoda; Cambaridae. The record is from RefSeq and is a predicted model, not a curated record.
AUGGCUGAACCCCUACUAUCCCGGAUUCCUGUCAUUCAUGGAGGGUUCACUGGUACGCUGUGCCAGGAGGCGGUGGUGUUCUGCGACGAGAGCCCCUGCCACAACGGUGCCCUCUGCGUCAUGGAGGACCACAACGCCACCUGCUACUGUGUGCCGGACUACCACGGCACUCACUGCCAGGACCAGUACAACGACUGCCUGCCCUACGCCCCCAGGUGCAUGAACGGUGGGGAGUGCAUCGACGGGGUGGACAGCUUCCUGUGCAGCUGCCCAAGCCCCAGCUCGGGGGUCCUGUGCCAGUGCCUUACCACCCCUCGCGGUCAAAUCUGCCAGCAGCUGCCUCACUGGUACCAGGACAAGCCUUACCAACCAGUGGGCGUCGUCGAGGAUGUAUUUCAUCACUGGGUUAACGUCAGCCAUGUAUUCAACGAAUCACUAACUGAUUAUUUCCCUUCUCCAACGUCAACAGACGAUACUUAUGUUUACCCAACGAGUUCUGUUGAUAUCUCAGACUAUGAUGUCUUCCCCACCGAGACAGUUUCCCCCAGUAUUGAAGUUGUUUCAACCCUUUCCCCCACACUUCCGCGGGAACUUCCGCCGUCUUCUGUGAUAAGUGCCAAAGAAUCGCCAGUUUAUAGUGAAUUAGAGUCCUCCAGUGUGCCUUACUCUUCCAGCGAGCUGUUCGAGUCCAUCUUCCCCUCUGCGAGCAUCUUCCCUUCUACGAUGGAAUGGAGCGAAUUUUGGUCUAUAGAGCCAUCGCCAGUGCUUCCAAUCGCGCCAUCCUCGCCUGUCGAAGACUCUGCGGUAUUGUCGUCAGAGUUCGUGACCUCGACGUCUGUGCCAGACAUCGUCCCCACACACGUCCUUGAGGACUCCUUCCCCACGCUCUCAGUGGAACUCGUUUCUUUGUCCAUUGUGUCCGUGUUCGACGUAAGUACCACGCCUGUUUUCGAUUCAUUACCCGCCCUAGAGCCUACUCCUGUGCUCUCUAUCGCCAGUAGCUUUCUAGAAACCGCGACCUCUGUACUCGUAGAGCCCCCGACCUCUGUCUUCGUAGAGCCCGCGAUCUCUGUCCUCACAGAGACUGCAACUUCUGUUUUCGUAGAGCCCGCGACCUCUAUCCUCAUAGAUACCACAGCUUCCUCGCCAACCUAUACUUCCGACAUAGUCACCGCGACGUUCCUGCCAGAUGAUGACGGGCUCAGGAACCAAACCUUUACACCAGAGGCUGACUUAGCUAGCACACCUCCCAUUCUACUGCCGGGAGACGACGCAUCCACUGAUACUACCAGAUUUACCGAAGACUUUACCACCCUUGCGCCCCCAGCCUCACAACUCCCCGAAAAUGAAACUAGCUAUCCCACUGGUGAAGAAGAUGAGGUUACAGAAUCUUAUAACGCUACAGGAUACAUCACCCUUGGCUCGGAGGAGCCCUCGCUCACCACAACGUCCUUCACCACCAUACCGUCGGAUAAUUUUACCGAUGUUGGCUUGGGGGUGUCGACGACGGACACCACGCCGGCGGUUAACGCCACAGGCGAACCAUUUACCACAAUCUACGAUACCGUCGUAGUGCCAAUCGAGACGGCCACCCCACCGUCGUCCAGGCCUCCCGAGUACGAGGAUACUGGAGGCCUGGCAUCAUCCACAGACUCAGCCUCGUCCACUACACCGCCAGGUUAUGAGGACACUGGAGGUACAACACCCACUACAGAUUACCGCCCAACAGAUGGUGGGACAACUUUCUUCACACCAGACACUGAAAGACAUCUUUCAUCAACUAUUACUGCGACAACGAAAGUUUAUGUGAACAUAACUACCGUGAGCAUGGAUGAAUAUGAUGAGAACACCACGUCUCCUGCGCCUACUGAUGAGUACAAUGCAACCGUUACCGUGCCGCCGGACAUAACAACAGUAGACGCCGUAAACGUGACAGUGAACGAGACACUGAGGGUGACAGAGGCUGGCCUGGCCCUGACUCCUGGACCGACACCUGUUUCACCCGUCCCCACAUACACUGCCGCUCCCACACCCGCAACACAUGUGACUAUGCACGACAACAUCUCCACAUAUAUGCCACCAUUUAAUGAGUCACUCUUCAUCACAGAUGUGUUCUACAACGAGUCCUUCACGUCAGAUUUUACUACGAUUAUUGAUUCCACAUUUACUACAGACUAUACUCCAACUAAUGUGUCCUACAUCACGGAUAUGUCUGUAUUUGAUGAUUCCUCUACGACACACCCAACAUUGCUUGAUGAUUCCUUUACAACAGAACUAUCAACUUAUGACACAUCUUUCACCAGUGAGUUUUUGUAUCCUAAUGAAUCUUUCACCACAGCUAAUACCUCCACAGUCACCCCACACUUCACGACAAUAUUCAGUUAUGUCACAGAGAAGACGACAGUCAGUGACACCUAUACAGCCGACCAAACGACUCCGGACGAUUACUACAUUAAAAUAAACGACACGUCUACAGCUGUAAUGACGACGACUGAGAGCACGGUGGAGACGUCCAGUGUGUCCCUCCCGACCGAGGCGCCGCUGACGGACACUGCAGAGCCACUGACUGAAGGCCUCCCUGUCACUGAAGGAGGACCACAGACCUUAACAGUGACAAAGGUACAGACCGAGGCAGGAGUCACUACUGAUGGUGAAGUUGAUGAACCCUCCAUUACACGCGCCUCUUCCACCACGCUGACAACUGGCUUAGUUGAUGUAUUCACCGUAGUCACUCAACCUCCACAAGAUCUCGAGAAUGUAACUAUACCCGACUCCGAAUUCCUGUAUAAUGCUUCCGUGAACGGGUUUAAUAUCACCUCAACAGCUAUUUCUCCUGUAGCAACUGAGAUUCCAGUCUUUCCAAAGCCUGAAGUGCCUUUGCUUCCUGCAACGAGUGAGUCUGCCACAGAGGUACCACCAACUCAGACUCCAGUCGGUACCACUGAGCCAUCUGUUACUCCUCUUCCUCUUUUCCCUCUUACUACAUCUACAUCUGUCACCUUCACCACUGCGGCUCCCAACGUUACAUUCCAGGUCCCGACGACACUCACUCCCACCUCCGUCGUGCCCGGCCUCGCCACUACGACGGAACCUGACGAGGACGACCACACCGCCAGCUCCAGCGUCGAGGAACCGGUCUUGGAGACGACAUCUCAGAGACCAAGAGAACCUCCUACGACCCUCACAGACACCAGUGUGGUUCCCACGACCACCAGCACCACACGACCAACAGCCCUCACCCCCACAGAGACCCAAAGUGACCAGCCUCCAGCAGUGGCGUGUGGCACAGGCUUCUGCCUCAACGCUGGAAUCUGUGUCUUCCGCGACGCUAACUUCUCAUGUCAGUGUCCCUUCAACUACCGCGGCGCCUCCUGCGAGGUCUACUUCUACAUCAACAAACCUUAUUUCGUCGGUGCCUCCUACCUGGGCGUUUAUGUCGGCAACAUGUCGCUCCGUCGGGGCGUCCAGGUGUAUGUGCAGUUCACCUCGCAGGACCCCAAUGGCCUGGUGGCGUACAGCGAGGGCUCCAGCGACGCCUUCUUCAUGCUGCUCCUCCGAAACUCCCUCUUGCAGUUCGUCUUCUCCUGCGGCCUCCAAACAGUGUCAUUCCUGCAGGGCAACGAUAAGCUCUCCAGGAACUACCUGACUGAUGUCUCCGUCAGGAUGUGGUGGACCCCCUACAGGCACGACGCUCCCUGGGGCCCCGGCAUGUGCAGCGCCUCCAUGCAGGUGAACGGGACGGCGCCAAUAUACAGCGAGCAGAGGUCGUCGAGCCCCUGGGUGCGCCUGGGGCUGCUGUACCUGGGCGGGCUGCCCUCCUCCUACUCCUCCCCGCUGGUGGUCAAGGCCGGCUUCCUCCCGAGGCUCAAGGGUUGUGUCUCCUUACUCGAGGUGAACGGGCGGGAGGUAGACACGUGGGUGUCGAGCGUGUCCGGGGAGCGUGUGGAGGAGUGCGGGUCGGCGCCGUGUCCCUCGGGCUCCUGCUACAACGGCGGCUCUUGCGUCCCGGGUCCCGCCCUCUGGUCCUGCCGCUGCCCGCCAGGAGUUUUGGCAGUUUUCAGUGCCUUGUAA